This is a messenger RNA of Symbiodinium sp. CCMP2592, 516 nucleotides long. The record is from the annotation of a GenBank genome assembly. Lineage: Eukaryota; Dinophyceae; Suessiales; Symbiodiniaceae.
AUGCACUUGAGGAAAAACAAGCGCUGCUUGGUCACCACCGAAGGGGCGGACCUUGACGCCACUAGGCCCACCAGGAGUGCCGUUGGCUUCACCUGGGCCCCUGCUGCACGCUCAGCAGGUCCAAUGCCUUUUUGGGCCACCUUGCAGCCGCCAGACCUGCACCAAGAACCGCCACGCUCUUUAGUGCGACCGGUUUGGCCGACACCGCCGCCUAGAGCGGUUCUGCACAAGCAGCCCCAUUUGGAGGUCUUUGUCCGACAGCUUGUCAUCUUCGGCCUCCGCUCCCAGCCGACUUUCGAGGAAUGGCCCAUCGGGUUGCUUGAUAAGUCUGUGGUUGAUGUUGUUAGGUGCGCUCUGGCCGCAGCAGAUUUUGUCCUAGCGCGGAGCGCGGGAUCCUUCAAAAGCGGUAGAUGGAACUGUGGAGUUUGCCACGGUCGCGUUUUCCCUGACUCGAAAGAUCAGGUUACAGAUCUACCCACACAGUGGCAGAUCUGCGUUCAACAGACGUCGCGCUGA